This is a messenger RNA of Biomphalaria glabrata, 1132 nucleotides long. RefSeq lists its product as uncharacterized. NCBI's taxonomy places the organism in Eukaryota, Metazoa, Mollusca, Gastropoda, Planorbidae. Gene Ontology annotation, biological process: protein peptidyl-prolyl isomerization. Bases 39 to 707 code for a protein of 222 amino acids. The record is from RefSeq and is a predicted model, not a curated record. Gene Ontology annotation, cellular component: intracellular membrane-bounded organelle. Gene Ontology annotation, molecular function: peptidyl-prolyl cis-trans isomerase activity. The transcript is spliced from 5 exons.
UAUCACCGCAAACUCCUUUGGGAAGACCAAAAUCAACCAUGUCUUUAUUGCUAGUCGCAGUCGUCGCCUCAGUGCUGGCCAUUGGUCAGUGCAACAAGAACUUCACUGUCACCUCAGAAGUGGUGUUUGACUUGGAGGUCAAGAACUACAACGGCAAUGGGGACGACAUCUCUGGGAAACUGGUCAUCGGCCUGUUCGGUGAGACUGCCCCUGUGUCUGUGUUGAACUUCAAGACUCUCUGUGAGGGAUACACAGCACCUAACAAAGCUAAACUUAGUUACAGAAAUACAUACUGCCAUCGAUUGGUCAGAGACAUGUUGGUACAGUGCGGAGAUGUCUUCGGUCUUGAUGGAAGGGGAAGUACCAGCAUCUACGGAGAACAUUUCAACGACGAAAACUUCAUCAUUAGCUACUCGAGUGGAGGUAUUGUUGGCUAUGCUAACAAAGGCAGAGACACCAACGGCUCUCAGUUCUUCAUCACAUUUGGGGCCUCACGAUUCUUCGACAAGAAACACGUAGCUUUUGGCAAAGUUCUCAAAGGAUACCAAUAUCUCCAAGCCAUCAAUCGCAUGGGACCCCAAGAAAAAAACCAGACCCCCAAGCGACCAAUCAGGUUCACAGACUGCGCCGUCAACGAGGUCAAGAAAUACGAAUUGACCGAGAAAGACAUGAAGACAGAUGACCUAGAAGGCAUCGUGACCUUUUAAAUUAGCAUAUUAAAUUAAGCGCCAAAUGACAAAUAACAACAGCAAAAGAAAAAAAAUAUUUUUAGGUAUUCUUUCUAGAAUAUAAUGUUGUAUUUCACUUUUAUUUUUUAAUUGUUUUUGUACCGCCAUAAUAUCAAGUCAGCUGUUAAGUGUUGCCAACUAAGGGUGUUUCUUGAAAAACUUGACCAUCGAGAUAAGAUAUGGGCGGACACGACAGAUUGACUGACAGAGGGAAAAAAAAACGCGUGAAAGUUGAUGGAGAGAAAGUGAGAGUGAAGAGUUGGCUCACCUGCACACGUCUUCUGUUUACCUGCAUUACUUUGUUUGUGUACCUUGUGACGUCACGGAAAUAUGUGUUCCUUCAUCUUGGAUGACAGGUGAUCUAACGAUCACGUAUUAUGUCCAAUAAAUUUAUUUAAUAUAGA